Messenger RNA from Trichoderma aggressivum f. europaeum, 1941 nucleotides. RefSeq lists its product as uncharacterized. The record is from RefSeq and is a predicted model, not a curated record. Lineage: Eukaryota; Fungi; Ascomycota; Sordariomycetes; Hypocreales; Hypocreaceae. The coding region runs from base 1 to 1941 and encodes 646 amino acids. The transcript is spliced from 4 exons.
AUGUCCUCUGUGAGUACUCGGCGUGCGCCCAAGUCGCAAGGAGGAUUGGCCCGGCUGGUAUCCAAAUUCGAGAACCUCGGAGCAUCAAAGACGCCUCAAGACAUUGGAUCGGCAGGUGAAGUCAGACACGGUUCGAUUCCCGCAUCCAGAUUUUCAGAUGCUCAGCCAGUGCAGGAAAACACAAGAGAUGGUGCAUUUGGCUCAUCAAAAACUUUGGCAUCGCCAUCUCUGGCUCCUACGAGUACCACAAGAGGCCAGUUGAAAACGCCUCUCAGGGAUAGCCGUGCUGGCACCACUGCAAACACAUCGUCCAAAGUCGGGAAACUGAUGUCUAGGAGAGGCUUGGCGGUUGCGGACAUGAGGAGAUUGUUUGAGCGAGGAAAUGAUAAGACUGUUACUUCAAAUGUUGCGCGAACGACUACCUAUGAACCUAAACGCGUUGCUUUACCUACCACGGCCACCGAGUGCAAUGACCAUAAACCGCUCUCCCUUGCGAGUAGCCCCAUGAAAGCGUCGUCAACCGUAAACGAAGCGGGCACACUGGCGAAUCGACAAGAAGACGAAGGAAUUGUUCCUGAUCUGGACUCCAUUCACCGCCACGUUGAGCAUCCCGAAUACCUGCCAAGGCCGCUCACUUCGCCCGAUCGCUCUUUUCGGACCCCGGGAGAGAGCAGAGCUGCUAUCGAAGACAGUAAAAGCACAUGGCAAAGAAAUGAGCCCCGAUUCAAGCUACAGGGUGGUGUGUUUUUGGACAAGACCCCUUCUCCGCUCAAAAGUAUGGUUGUUACAGACGUAGGGACUUGGCGCCCAAAGCCUUUCGACACAUCCGAGGUGGUCUUGGACUCUGAAAACGGAAACUUGAGACAUGAUGGCCGAUAUUUGGUGAACUCUUUUGAGCGAGUAAGAGGGGACGGCCCAGAGCUUUUGGAAGACGUGCAACCUGGUGUGACUCUCUGCUAUCCAUGCCGCGACGCCGUGCUAUCAUCGAUGACUUAUACUGACGGCGAUGCCAAAGAACUACUCAACGACAAACAGCCACUCCUGCAGAAUAAGGCUGAGCAGGUCGAACGAGCCAUAGGACCUAGCCUGGAGACACCGCCAAGGCCGAUUAUUUCCCAACAGGGCUCUGUGCGGCCAGCUUCCACACAAGAUGGCCCCCAGCCGCCUCGUUCCGGAACUUUGUCUGGAAACGGCAGGAGGCUCAAAGAGACGAUUGGUCUUUUUGAGUCUAUGAGCAAUCAAGCCAAUAGAGAAGACGGACUCAGACAUAUUCGCAAGGUAUCUUCGUCUCCGACACUCCAAAGGACUGCCGCUACAAAGAGCAAGCUUGCUAGAGACAAUCUUGAGCCGGAAACGACCAGAACUGGGGACGUACCAUCUCCUCCAAGACUGUUGUCACCGAUAGAAGAUCGGCCUCCACAGCCAUAUACGCGAUCACCAGGCGUAGAUAGUGCCAGCAGCCAGGCUAGCGAUAUCAAGCCCUUGCUCUACACGAAACCGGCUAUGAUUAAGACAAAGCGCCAUAAGAAACACUUUGGGUCGCUAUUUAGAUCGGAAUGGAGAAGAAAGGCAAAGUUGAGAUCUGAAGGCGGUGGCAAGCAGAGCUUUCCCGUGCAACGCCAAGGAUACAAUAUCGACGGUGAGGGAGGGUUCGAUUUUGAGCAGAAAUACCACAGAAUUUCGUGUGACGAGACAUGGACGGACGGCAGCGAGGCUUCCUCUACUACGCACGAACCUAUGAUGCCGCACCGCCACCCUUCGCUUCGCCUUUUGCGUCGGCGCCUGAUGUCUCGUAGCCAUGGGCUGUUUGUUUCGGAGGCUCAAUGCACGCUCGAGCAGCCGCAGCCGGUGAGAGACAAUGAACUACGAAACCUUACUAGCCUUGGUAGUCUUUUUAGAGAGAGGAUGGCUGCAUUGAGGGCACGAGCUCAGACGGAGUAG